Molecule: messenger RNA, 1883 nt
Organism: Ceratosolen solmsi marchali
Lineage: Eukaryota; Metazoa; Arthropoda; Insecta; Hymenoptera; Agaonidae
Gene: Sas10
Product: UTP3 small subunit processome component Sas10
Exons: 7
Coding region: 236-1852 (538 amino acids)
Biological process (GO): maturation of SSU-rRNA from tricistronic rRNA transcript (SSU-rRNA, 5.8S rRNA, LSU-rRNA)
Cellular component (GO): nucleolus; small-subunit processome
Source: RefSeq, a predicted model, not a curated record
ACGAGAUAAAAAAAUAUAAGUAAUCUUAUACCGUUUACAUUAAUUUCUUCUCAAAAGUAAAAGAUAUGUAUUAUCUACAGACAUAAUAUAGAUCACGUGUUGCGCAGUCGCAGCACAUUGCUAAGGUGAACCGCAAGAGCGCGCAUUUCUUAGUGCAUGUGAACUGCGUACGCUGAUUGUGUUUGCUUCUUGAGCUGUAUUUCCUUCACGUGUAAGACCAGAUAGUUGCCAUAAAAUGACCCAAGAAGGCCAAAUUUUACCUCCACCGGUAAUAUGGGCCCAAAGAAAUAAUAUUCUUUUUGUAACAAUUUGCCUUGAAGACUGUAAAGAUCCUACUAUUAUAAUUGAAGCAGAUAAAAUAUACUUUAAGGGUAUAGGUGGAACUGAAAAAAAAAUGCAUGAAAUUACUGUAAACUUAUACAAAGAAAUUGAGCCAGAUAAAACAGUACAAAGUCCAAAAGGAAGGAAUUUUGAAAUGUUACUGUUUAAGAAAGAAAAUGGACCACCUUUUUGGCCAAGACUCACAAAAGAAAAUAAAAGGUUCCAUUGGUUAAAAAGUGAUUUUAAUAAAUGGUUAGAUGAAGAUGACAGUGAAGAUGAGAGUAAAAGCAAAGAUUUAAAAGAUUUGCUACAUCAAUUUGGUAAUGUGCGAGGUGAUGGUAAUCUUGAUGGUCUUGACAGUAAACCUAAUUUCGAUGAUUUAGAUAUAGACGAAGAAGAAAUAGACAGUGAUGAAGAAUAUUCAGAAAAUCAAAAGAAUUUAACAAAUAGAAUUAGUUACAAAUUGUGUAAAAAAAAUUAUGACAGUGAAGAUGAAGUAAUGGGAUUUAGUAAUGAAGAAUAUAAUGAUGAAAAUGAUAAAGAUAAAGAUUCCAUAAUAUCUGAUAUUGAAGAUUUUGAACAUUUUAAUUUGCCUAAUGAAAAAGCUUGGGGUAAAAAGAAAAAAUCUUAUUAUUUUACUGAUUAUAUUGAUGCUGAUUAUUUUUCUGUUAGUCAAAAAGAUAUUGCUGGUGCUGAAUUAGAAGAAAAGGAAGCUAGAAAUUUACAAAAGCAUUUAAUUGAAUAUCUUAAUGAAACUGAUUUCGGUAUUGACCAAAUAUCAGAAUAUAAUCAAAUUGAUGAAUGUACUCAACAGGUUAAAACAGACUUAAGUCAAUUAAGUAAAAGACAAAAAGAAGAACUUAUUAAAAAAGAAAGCCCAGAACUUAUUUUUCUGAUAACUGAUUUUCAUGAGCGAUUAUUAGAAUCAAAAAUAAUUUUAGAUCCACUUUUAAAAUUUUUAAAUAAUGUUAAUUAUGAAAAUUAUUUUACUAUUACUUUUACAAAAACGAAGUAUAAUUUAUUAUUACAUUAUUGUAUAAAUAUAUCAUUUUAUCUAAUGUUAAAAGCUAAAAAACAGAUUAUUUUUAUUCAUCCUGUAAUUAAAAGAUUAGCACAAUAUAGAAAAUUGAUAUCUCAAUUUGAAAAAAGUCAAGAAAAUAUUUUAGAUAAAAUCAAAAUAAAAUCUAAUAAAAAUAGUCAAUGUUUAUAUAACUUUCUGGAUCACAAUAAAAUAGCAAAUAAUAAAUUAAAUCAAACCUUUCCAAAAAAUUUAGACUGUAAAAAUACUAAAAACUUCAUAAUCGACGUAGGUAAGAGAGCAAUAACCUCCCAAAUAGGUAAAAAUAAAGGGCUUGUACCACAUAGGAAAAAGGAACAACGUAAUCCCAGAGUUAAACAUAGGAAUAAAUAUCGCCGAGCUAAAAUACAUAGAAAAGGAGCUAUACGUGAAAUCAGAAAAGAAAAUAAUAAAUAUAAAGGAGAAAUAUCAGGUAUUAAAGCUAGUGUUAAAAAAAGUAUAAAAAUAAAAUAGACACUUGAAUUUUACAAUUGAUUUAAAUAUA